AUGAACAGCAACGGCAGCAAGAGAAUGAGAAACUUCGAUAAGACAUUUGAAGCGCGGUCCGCCACACAGCGAAUGUGUCAAUACUCGCCGGCUGGCACAUUAUUGGUGCAUAAAGGCGCAACCCACUCGAAAGUUCAUUCCACCGCGUUUCUCCUUGGAAUAAUGGUCGCCGACGUGAAAUCCCCAGCAGGGCUCUCUGCCUUCAACACCACUCUUGCUGAGCAGGCUUUUGCCAACGGAUUCACUUAUUCUGGAGAAGACGCCAAACUCUUCGCUGACCUCGGAAAGGCUCCAAAUGCUUCCACCUACCCAAAUGUUGCGCGUUGGUACGCCAACAUUGCCAGCUACAGCGAGGCUGAGCGCAAGGCCUGGCCAUCGGCCGGAGGAUCUGCUGCUCCAGCCGCUGCUGAUGAUGAUGACUUCGAUCUCUUCGGAUCCGAUGAAGAGGAUGAUGAGGAGAAGAAGAAGCUCGUCGAGGAGCGCUUGAAGGCUUACAACGAGAAAAAGUCGAAGAAACCAGGACCAAUUGCCAAGUCUUCCGUCAUUCUUGACGUUAAGCCAUGGGAUGAUGAGACAGAUUUGGGCGAGCUCGAACAGAUGGUCCGUGGAAUCGAAAUGGACGGACUCGUUUGGGGAGGUGGAAAGCUCAUCCCAAUUGGAUACGGAAUCCAAAAGUUCCAAAUCAUCUGCGUCAUCGAAGACGCCAAGGUUUCCGUCGAUGACCUCAUCGAAAAGAUCACCGGAGACUUUGAGAGCCACGUCCAAUCUGUCGAUAUUGUUGCCUUUAACAAAAUCUAA
Molecule: messenger RNA, 798 nt
Organism: Caenorhabditis bovis
Lineage: Eukaryota; Metazoa; Nematoda; Chromadorea; Rhabditida; Rhabditidae
Source: the annotation of a GenBank genome assembly